Molecule: messenger RNA, 834 nt
Organism: Elaeis guineensis (African oil palm)
Lineage: Eukaryota; Viridiplantae; Streptophyta; Magnoliopsida; Arecales; Arecaceae
Source: RefSeq, a predicted model, not a curated record
AUGGCUAUUAGUACUGGAAUAGUUGUUAUUGUUGCACUCCUAGUGCUGAUGGGAGUGACCAUAUGCUCAGCCACUAGAGCCCUAUUGACUCCAGAGGCAGGAACUUAUGGUGCUGGCCACGGCAUUGACGCCGGUGCCCGCUAUGGAACCGCAGGUGGAGUUGCAGGUGCUGGAGGUUAUGGUGGUGGAGGAGGAGGUGGAUCCGGUGGUGGCUAUGGUGAAGCAGGAGAGCACGGAGUUGGAUAUGGGAGUGGUGGCGGCAGUGGCAGCGGAGCUGGGUAUGGAGUAGGGGAACGUGGUGGUAGUGGUGGCGGUGGUGGUAGUGGAGGAGGUGCUGGUUAUGGUGCUGCUGGAGGAGAGCAUGGAGUUGGCUAUGGAAGCGGAGGUGGUAGCGGCAACGGAGGUGGGUAUGGUGCUGGUGGAGAGCACGGUGGUGGAUAUGGAGGUGGCGGUGGUAGCGGGGGUGGUGGCGGCUAUGGUGCUGGAGGAGCACAUGGUGGAGGUUAUGGUGGAGGCGGGGGCUCCGGUGGUGGUGCAGGGUAUGGAGCCGGAGGAGAGCACGGCGGGGGAUAUGGCGGUGGUGGUGGAAGUGGUGGUGGGGGUGGUUACGGCGGUGGAGACAGCGGUGGUGGUUACGGGAGUGGUGGUGGAGCCGGAGGUGGCGAGGGCUAUGGCGGUGGAGGAGAGCAUGGUGGCGGGUACGGUGGCGGAGGAGGGAGUGGCGGUGGGGGAGGUGGCGGUUACGGAGGAGCUGGAGGGUAUGGAGGUGGUGAAGGCGGUGGGAAUGGCGCCGGAGGUGGGUAUGCCGGGGUGCAUUAUGGCUACCUUCCAUGA